Molecule: messenger RNA, 2152 nt
Organism: Musca domestica (house fly)
Lineage: Eukaryota; Metazoa; Arthropoda; Insecta; Diptera; Muscidae
Exons: 4
Coding region: 949-2133 (394 amino acids)
Source: RefSeq, a predicted model, not a curated record
AACAUUAAUUUUAAACUGUCACGUGUAAUAAUUUUAGUUUUUGCGAAAGUCGAUAUUUGAUUUUGGCUUGCAUUAACUAAUCAAUUAACUUUUUUAAAGGGUCACGAAAAAAACAACGGCAUAUGAAGAUAGAGAAUUUUUUUUAAUAAUGGGCUACAAAAACCUGUUCAAAUUUGCCGCACAAUCUACCAUUUGUACUAAUGGACUAUUUGCCGGCAUUGUUAAUGGAAUCGAGGCAAAUUGCUGAUUAUAAUGGUAAGAGAGCAAGAAGCAAUAUAAUACCUACAUUGCAAAAUAGGAAAUUAUAAUUGAUUGUAGAUUAAAGGCCUGCACAAGAAGAAUUGUAUGAAUUAUGCUUUUUUCGACACACUGACUUUGUCUAUUCAAUCAUGCGCUAUGUAUUUGAUAGGCAAUGACAACCAACAACAUCCCCCAUUUUGAUUCAUGUGUGCUAAAGGCCUGCACAAGACGAAUUGUAUGAAUUAUGCUUUUUUCGACACACUGACUUUGUCUACUCAAUCAUGCGCUAUGUAUUUGAUAAGCAAUGACAACCAACAACAUCCCCCAUUUUGAUUCAUGUGUGCCAUUGUCUAAAGGUAAGGUCACAUUGAGCAAAUAUUUGACACAAAUAUGUUUUAUCAUAUUUUUCCAAAAAAAUGUUGUUUUCAUACAGAGUUGAUUUUGUGUUCACAUUGCUCACAUUUAUUUGACAAAUUUUGUUUGUUCAAACACCCAUCAAAUAGUGGCAAAUAAAGCAAUGACAAAACAGGUUUGACGUGCGGUCACAUUUGAAAAAUAUAUUUGAUUAAAAAGCAGUUUGAUCAAACUAUCAAAAAACAAAAAAUUGUUUGGUCGAAAUAUUUAAAAGAAGCUAUGCAGCAGGAAUAGGCGCUUUUUAUUUUAUGUUGUGGUGCAGCAUCAUAUAUUGCUGUCAAAGAGGACGAAUCCAUGAAAAAUAGAAAAAAAAGACCAUGGGUUCGAGAAUGGUUGCGUCAAAGAAAGGAGGAAGGAUGUUGCGUCAAAUUGCUGACUCAACUGCGGGCUGAAACACCAUCGCUCUAUAAAAAUUUCUUGAGGAUGAACGCGGCAGAUUUUGACAAUUUGCUUAAAUUAACUGCACCACUUUUAACCAAGAAGACGACACAAUUACGUGAGCCGAUUUCAGCUUCAGAACGGUUAAUGGUUACACUGCGAUACUUGGCAACAGGCGAGAGUUUCCGUUCUCUGCAAUUCAUAUUCCGUAUACCUCACAACACUAUUUCAACUAUCAUUCCAGAGGUUUGCGAUGCUAUUUAUAAGGUUCUACAGCCUGAUUAUUUAAAGACCCCAUCAACGGAAACAGAAUGGCUAGCAGUAUCGGAAAAAUUUUAUGAGAAGUGGAAUUUCCCAAACUGUAUUGGGUCUAUAGACGGCAAACAUGUCGUUAUGACAGCGCCUUCUCAUUCCGGAAGCAUUUACUUCAACUAUAAAGGAACUCACAGCAUUGUACUCAUGGCUAUUGCAGAUGCUUCCUACAAAUUUUUAUAUAUUGAUGUUGGGUCCAAUGGAAGAAUAUCAGAUGGUGGAGUUUUCCGAAAAACGCCAUUUAAUAAAGGUCUGGUUAACGAAAAACUAAAUUUACCACCACCAGAACCAUUGCCAGGCAGAACAGUUUCAGUUCCUUAUGUUCUUGUUGCGGAUGAUGCAUUCGCUAUGACACCCAAUAUAUUAAAACCUUUCAGUGUCCGCAAUAUGAAUGCAAUUCAGAGAAUUUUUAACUAUCGUUUGUCUAGAGCUAGACGAGUUAUAGAAAACGCAUUUGGAAUUCUGUCUGCCCGUUUUCGUGUACUACGAACCCCAAUAAAGGUUGAUCCACCAAAAGCAAUAAAAAUUACUACUGCCUGUUGUGUGUUGCAUAACUACCUGAUGUGCCGCAAUAAUUCGAUAUACUUCAACCCAAAUCUAGUGGACCACUAUACACAAGAUGGAACACUAGUACUAGGUGAAUGGCGCAGUGAACGGGCCUCUGAUAGUCUUAUAAAUCUACAACCUCAUCGGUCUUAUAUUGCACCUAAUUGUUCUACUGUAAGGGACGAGUUUUCCCAAUAUUUUGUAGAAGAAGGCGAAGUUCCCUUCCAAUACAAACAUAUAUAAAAGUUUAAAUAAAAUGAUA